AUGAGUCAAUACGUCGACUCACACACGGAAGAAUUUGGGGCCCAAGGCUCGGACGCCCGGAACACGCGGACACCCCCGCGAAUUGAAAUCGCGCCACUACCCACGCCUAACGAAGACAGGCGCAGGAUCGAACCAUCGGCGACCACGCAAAUGCUAGAGCAUCUGCGUAAGGCCCGUUCUACAAUAAGUCGUAUAUUGAAGUCAAUGUCAGUACAACAAUUUGAUUAUUUACAUGAUCUUCUAAUACCGAAGCUACAAAAAAGAAGUCGCAGAGAACCUUUGUCAACAGAAAUUCGUGUUGCUGUCACAUUAAGUUUUCUUGCUUAUGGAGAUAGCGUUGCGACUACAUCCUGGUAUUUUCGUAUAGGAAAAUCGACACUAUAUAAUAUUAUCCCCGAAGUGUGCAAAGCUAUAUGGGAAGUUGUACAACCAAUAUAUCUGCAAUGUCCACAACAAGAAAAUAAAUGGAUAAAAAUUGCAGAUGAGUUUUAUAACAUCUGGAAUUUUCCAAAUUGCAUAGGGGCAAUUGAUGGUAAACAUUGUCGCGUUCAAGCUCCAAUAAAUUCUGGUAGUGCUUUUCACAAUUAUAAAGGCUAUUUUAGCUUUGUGCUAAUGGGAAUUGCUGAUGCACGUUAUCGUUUUAUCUGGGUUGACAUUGGCAAUUAUGGUUCUCUUAAUGAUGCUGGAAUUUGGUCCAAUACCGCUAUGUGUCAAGGAUUAGAAAAUAAUACGAUAUCUCUACCAGAAGCUCGUUCCUUACCUAACACUAAUAUUAUAACACCAUUUUCCUUUGUGGGUGAUGAGGGUUUUCCAUCGAAAAUAUAUUUAAUGCGACCAUAUGCUAGAAGAAAUUUGGUAGAUGAUGAACAACGAAUAUUUAAUUAUCGAUUAUCUAGAGCGCGUCGAAUUAUUGAGAAUGCGUUUGGUAUUCUAGUAUCACGAUGGAGAAUUUUACAAAAACCUUUGAAUGUAAAAUUGGAAACUGCAGAAUUGAUAGUACAAGCUGUAACUUGUUUGCAUAAUUAUAUUAUAGAUACAGGGUCAAAUAACAAUCAAUAUUUACAUAAAGAUAUAGAUCGAGAAGGUUCUAAUGGUGAAAUAAUAGCAGGAAACUGGCGAAAUUUAAUAAGAGAAAAUAAUUUUAUUAAUCCUUUGGGACGGGUUGGUGCCAACAUCGGAACAGCCACUGCUAUGAGACAGCGUGAUACUUUAGCUCGUUAUUUUAUUUCAGAACAAGGAAGUAUACCAUGGCAGUGGCAACAUAUUUAAUAAGUUUAAUAAUUUUUUUUAUUAAAACUAUAAAAUCUUGUAACAUACAUAUAUUUGUGUAUAUAUCGUUUUUACAAUAAUAAACUAAAAACUUUUAUAACUUCAUAAAACCUUUUGUUAAAUCAGAAUACUAUAUCCUAAUAAAUAAUAAUAAAACAAAAAAAAUAUUACACUAUUGCACAGCAUCUCAAAAUGCAUUAAAAUAAUAUAUUUGUAUUUCUGUGCAAAAUCUCUUAUGGACAUACAUGUUUAUUGUA
Formica exsecta is the source of this 1526-nucleotide messenger RNA. RefSeq names its product protein ALP1-like. The coding region runs from base 1 to 1269 and encodes 422 amino acids. The transcript is spliced from 4 exons. Lineage: Eukaryota; Metazoa; Arthropoda; Insecta; Hymenoptera; Formicidae. The record is from RefSeq and is a predicted model, not a curated record.